Molecule: messenger RNA, 803 nt
Organism: Ceratitis capitata (Mediterranean fruit fly)
Lineage: Eukaryota; Metazoa; Arthropoda; Insecta; Diptera; Tephritidae
Gene: Obp49a
Exons: 4
Coding region: 58-723 (221 amino acids)
Molecular function (GO): odorant binding
Source: RefSeq, a predicted model, not a curated record
AUGGCAUUGCUAAAAAUCAGUUGACAUCUCUAUCUGUCAGUGAAAAGUGGUGGAAAUAUGAAGGCUUCACUUGUGUAUUUUGCGGUGAUUUUCGCUUUUGCGGGUCACGUCAAAGCUGAUGAUGCUAACAAUGCGACUGUUGACUGUACGAAGCCGCCACGUUUUGUACCCCUACACUUGUGCUGUCCAGUACCUGAUCUUAACACCGAAGAACUAAUGGAACAAUGUGCUGACUAUGCUAAACUAGGACCACCACCACCACCGCCUCCGAUGGGCAAUCGUGGACCACCGCCUCGUGGUGGACCGCAUAGGCAUGGACCACAUCAUCAUCCCUGCCUUACCGAAUGUAUAUUCAACCAAACCGGAGUUCUCGAUGCAACUCGUGAGCUUAAUGUCGAUAAAUUUAGUGAAUUACUCGAUACAGCCGUUAAGGAUAAUGAAGAAAUGGCUGCUAUAAUGGAGGAAUCCUUCGAGACAUGCUCGGCGAAGGCAGCCGAAUUCAAGGUUAAAAUUGCUGAAAAAGCGAAGGAUCCCGGUUUUGCCGAACGAAUGGCACAACAUAAAUCGCUCAAUUGUUCGCCCUUGGCCGCUAUGAUAAUGGCAUGUACCAGCAUGGAGACCUUCAAAAAUUGUCCGACUUCGUCUUGGAAUGAUAGUGUGGAGUGUAAUACCGCGCGUGACUUUGUAAAAGCGUGCAAAAGGGAUGGAACUCCCAGAAUUUAAUAAUUAUAAAGAUGCAUUGGAUUGCGUAGAAAAUUGUGUAAUUUGAGUGCUCAAUAAAAUUAAUUGGCGAAUAUAUAUAA